Trichomonas vaginalis G3 is the source of this 744-nucleotide messenger RNA. RefSeq lists its product as uncharacterized. NCBI's taxonomy places the organism in Eukaryota, Parabasalia, Trichomonadida, Trichomonadidae. The record is from RefSeq and is a predicted model, not a curated record. The coding region runs from base 1 to 744 and encodes 247 amino acids. The transcript has a single exon.
AUGAUCUUAGCUAGCAGAUCUUUUGAUAACGAAAUAUUAUAUUCACCUCCAAAUCAGAUGGAUCAUGCUCUUACUUACUACAUAGAGCAAUCUUCAUUAAAUAAUUUGAUUGAACCAACUGCUAAGAGCAUUGCAAAUGAUCCGACAGAUGUUGCAAUCGAAUCUAUAUCUAAUACCGCGCUUGAAGUUUACAAACAACUUGAAUUAGGAGAAGGAAUUCCAAGAACUUUGAUUUUCCUUGGUUUAUCUCGAUAUUUAUUUGAUGUUGCUUAUUCAUAUGAUAAGAUCUUAUCAUAUGACAAGCAAUGGUCCCAAAUUUUCCAAGAAAAAUGCGAAGAAUAUUCAAAACAAAGAGUUAGGGACUUAAAGCUCUCAAAAGAUGUGAUUGAAGGAUAUACACCAGGGUUAUCGCUUUCCAGUAUGUUUAAAGGCAAAAGAAUUAAUUCUUUGCUACCAUUAGAAUUUAUGACGAACCCAAUCGACAUGAUGAACUAUGUUCACUCGGUUCUUCAACAACUUGGUACAUACUUCAGUAAAGGAAAGUCAAUGUCCUUUGAUGAUACUUUUACUUUGUUAAUGGCGCAUAUGUCAAUUGCACCACCAGUAAACGGUGCUGCUAUUGCGAGAUUUGCCAUAAAAUGGGAUGAUUUACAGCUAUCUCCCAUUGUUGCAAUGUCUAAAAACUAUUUUGUUGCAGCAAUUGAAGCAUUGAUGGGAACAAACGAUUGGCAAAAUGAUAUAUAA